This is a messenger RNA of Marasmius oreades (fairy-ring Marasmius), 1880 nucleotides long. RefSeq lists its product as uncharacterized. Gene Ontology annotation, molecular function: RNA polymerase II cis-regulatory region sequence-specific DNA binding; DNA-binding transcription factor activity, RNA polymerase II-specific. The record is from RefSeq and is a predicted model, not a curated record. Bases 653 to 1666 code for a protein of 337 amino acids. The transcript is spliced from 5 exons. Gene Ontology annotation, biological process: regulation of transcription by RNA polymerase II; cell differentiation. NCBI's taxonomy places the organism in Eukaryota, Fungi, Basidiomycota, Agaricomycetes, Agaricales, Marasmiaceae.
GCGUGUUUCAAGCUUGCGCAAAGCUGAGUGUUCGUUUUCUUUUCUCUCGGGCUCGGGUCGUCCGUGAGUUUGAAUGGGUUCUUCAAGUCCAGAACCUGAGGAUUUUCACACCCCCCAUUACGGUCUACACUCGUGUCUCCUUACCCUUGCCCUGCAACGCUAGCAGCCGCCCACCCACCUCGUGCAUUCUGCGCCUCGGUGUACAUGCCUUCCUCGUCCCCCGCUCGUUCCUGAUUACUUGUGUUUCCGGCAUCGCCAUAUUGCUGUCAAAGGGUGUGCCCGCUGACGCUGCUUUCACCUUCAGCUGGUUACCUUGUUUCCUGUUUACGACUCGUCGACACGCGUGUGGUGGAAUUAUAUAUUCAGCGCCCUUGACUCCAGCAUCCCUUCCCAUAUCCCGCUCCAUUAAUCAUAUUUCCCUUCACAGUCAACUUGGUCUUCUUCAUUCCAAACCUUCUCUACUCAUCCCAUUACUAUGUCAAAUUCAAGAGACGAUCAUUACUUCAAUACUGCUAACAAAUCAAAUAAAACGCCUCCACUAGGCGAAUCACAAAGUAGUAGCGCGUUCUUCCAGACUGGACAGGGUCUGUUUUUCCUUGGUGUUUGAGAUUUCACACCAGACUCAACGAUUCUUUUGGGACCCCCACCCUUUAUGUUUACAGCGCCGGUCUCGUCGUAUUCUAACCCAUACACUCAACCGAGAUCCAGUCCAAACCGUUGCGAAUAUAAUCCGGCAAUCUAUAGUCAGUGGAUGCACUCAGGGAACGCCGUAGCCACCUCGCCCGCACUGACAUCUUUCGGAUAUUACGAAACACACGCCGAUGGUCGAUAUGCGACUCAAGAAUAUUACCCAACUUAUCCUUCAUCGUCCAGACCUUCUGCGACGUCUGCUGAUACCCCUGUCGCUGGCUCCAGAAAGUUACCACCAUUGAAUACAUCCUCGCCCUCUGGUAAUCGGGACGAGCGAUGGAACUCGACAUCCUAUCAGCAGUCGGCCUAUGGCCAAGUCCCUGGGAAUGCGGAUAUUCGUUCAUCAUCCGCAUCUUCGUAUCCAAAUGCAUACCCCUAUACUAGCACUACCACUUCUUCCAGUGCUUUCAGCUAUGACGUUCCUUUGACAGACAUGCGAGGUCAACAGAUUCCCCAGACCUUCACUCCUGCUCAAACAACUACCUCAUCUCAGAUGUCUCAUCCCUCGUACACACCACCUCCAGUCUCACCUACCAUCGGCUCGGAAGAACCCACCAUAAAAAAGAAACGAAAGAGAGCCGAUGCCCAACAACUCAAAAUUCUCAACGAGACUUACGCACGCACCCCUUUUCCAUCCACGGAAGACCGGUUAGCGUUAGCUAAACUAUUGGACAUGUCGGCAAGAAGUGUACAGAUAUGGUUUCAGAACAAGCGACAAUCCAUGCGACAAACCCGACAAUCGUCUUCUAACACUUUGUCCCAUCAAGGGUAUGCCCUGUCUGCUCAACCUGAUUUGUUGGGCGAGGAUCCAAUACGUAGUGGAUAUGAAACGUCAGGAGGACAUGCGCAUGUCCCCCGUUCACAAGAUCCUCACCUCUCUCCAGCAUUGUCAUCGUCUCACCGUCGGCAUACUACGAGACCGCAGGAGAGUGCUGUUGCCAUAGAAGGCCGUAAAUGGCCAGGUCGAGGUUAUUGAAACUCUUCAACGAAAGUCAUUUACAGAUUCUAUUCAAGUUGAUCUUACAAGGCAGCUAGCCUUUCUCGACAUUAUUGUAGCCUUACUAUUUUCUUUCCUUUCCUUUCCUUUUCUUUCAGCGUAUUGUUAUGAUACUUCUUAUGAUUGGACCAUUAAUUUGUGCAUUAGUCCAGUAGUUAGCAUCUAUUUCGGAAUACCAUCUUAUCUGUUCCCA